Molecule: messenger RNA, 4737 nt
Organism: Oncorhynchus masou masou (cherry salmon)
Lineage: Eukaryota; Metazoa; Chordata; Actinopteri; Salmoniformes; Salmonidae
Product: zinc finger protein 664-like
Exons: 3
Coding region: 212-1651 (479 amino acids)
Source: RefSeq, a predicted model, not a curated record
UUCAACAACAACAGCUUGUCAUACACCUCGGUAGCUUUCUUGCAAACAUAGCUACAACAUUCACGCUCUUUACACUGUUUUGGUGUAUAUUAGUUGCUGUGUAUAAAACACACGUCUGUCGUAUGUACUUGUUGGCCCAUUUGAUUAUAUAUUUACGUUGUUUGUCAGCUAGCUGGUUUGCUAAGUUAGCUUAGAACUUGGCAAGUCGCUAAUGCUAACAUCCCCGACCAUGAGUUCACUAAGAUACUCUUCUGAUAAAGAAGAGGAGGUCUGCUGGACGGAGAAAGUAACUCUCGUUAAAGAGGAGGAGGAAGAGGAGGCUGUUUCAAUAAAAAAACAAGUGAAGGGUGAGGCUGUUACAGUGAAAGAAGAAGAGAAAGACGUUUCAGUGAAAGAAGAGGAAGACUCGUUCAGAGUGAAAGAGGAGGAGGAUGUUACAGUGGAGAAAGAGAAAGAGGAGGAAGGGGAGAUGAUCACAUCCAAAAAGGUGGAAACUGGAUAUCUGGUCCCGGUUAUCCAAACUCAUCUUAAGGCAACCAAUGGUUCUAACGAUGAACUGAGCCGUAAGAUGGUUUUGAGAAACGGUGCUCUGAUUAACACUAGAGAGAGACGGGACUAUCGUGGGUCCUCUGGGGAGCCUCAACAACCUCAUGAUGCUGACAAGGCAGAGAAGACUCUCUCCAGAUCAGAACACGUCAAGAAACCCCAGCAGAGAUCCACAGGGAAGAGAACUCACUGCUGCUCUGACUGUGGGAAGAGAUUCACCACCUCAUCAGGCAUUAAAAUUCAUCAGAGAAUCCACACAGGAGAGAAACCUCACGGCUGUGAUCAAUGUGGGAGGAGUUUUGUUCAAUAUGGCCAUCUGAAGAUACACCAGAGAACACACACAGGAGAGAAACCAUAUAGCUGUACUCAAUGUGGGAAGAGUUUUAGUCAUUCAACCAGCCUGAUAUCACACCAGAGAACACACACAGGAGAGAAACCUUAUAGCUGUGAUGAAUGUGGGGAGAUUUUUACUCAGCUAAGCAGCCUGAUAUCACACCAGAGAACACACACAGGAGUGAAACCGUACAGCUGUGAUGAAUGUGGGAAGAGUUUUACUCAGCUAAGCAGCCUGAUAUCACACCAGAGAACACACACAGGCGAGAAACCUUAUAGCUGUUCUGAAUGUGGGAAGAGUUUUACUCAGCUAAGCAGCCUGAUAUCACACCAGAGAACACACACAGGAGAGAAACCUUAUAGCUGUGAUGAAUGUGGGAAGAUGUUUACUAGGUCGAGCAAUCUGACUCUACACCAGAGAAUACAUACAGGAGAGAAACCUUUCAGCUGUACUCAAUGUGGGAAGAGUUUUACUAAGCUAAGCAACCUCAUAUCACACCAGAGAACACACACAGGAGAGAAACCCUAUAGCUGUGAUCAAUGUGGGAAGAGUUUUGUUCAAUCUAGCUAUCUGAAGAUACACCAGAGAACACACACAGGAGAGAAACCUUUUAGCUGUACUCAAUGUGGGAAGAGUUUUAUUUCAUCUAGCCUUCUGACAGUACACCAGAGAACACACACAGGAGAGAAUCCUUAUAGCUGUAAUCAAUGUGUGAAAAGUUUUGCUACAUCUGGGCAGCUGACGAUACACCAGAGAACACACACACAAUAGAAAUCUUUUUGCUCUAAUUGAUGUGGGAAGAGUUUUACUCGGUUAAACAGCCUGGUAUGACACCAGAGAACACACAGGAGAGAAAUAUCUUAGCUGUAAUCAAUGUGGGAAGAGAUACUCUGAUAAAAGUUAUCUGAUCAAACAUCAGAAAAUACAUGGAGUUGUUUCAUGAUAUCAAUGAAAUCAUGUCACAAUGUAGAAUGUUUUAACAUUGUAGUAGGAGUAUUUUAAUGAUGUCACAAUGUAGAAGCCUAAAUGUUUGCCCCUUUAUCAAUUGAUUUCAACAUGAUAUAGAUAUUAGCCUCAGGGGGAAAAUCCAGGCUCAGAAUUGAAAGUUGAGUUGUGUUACAACUUACCACGUUGAUGACCGACUUGAAUCAAAAUGCAACACUCCAAAAUGUAGCUAGCUGUUUUCUUCAAAUUGUCCUCUAUCCAGUGAUGUACACAUUUCUCCCAGAUUCCGUGUGUUUUUUGAGCUGUUAGUUUUAACAGGACUUGCAACCUUAUCUCCCUCCUUUCGCAGUUGAUUUCAACAUGAUAUCGAUGAGUUAUGACACAUAAGUGUUGCAUUCCUUUGUUUAGCGACCCCUAAAUUUAAAUGCAUCACUUCAAAAUGUAGCUGAAUAUCUUAUGCAGGUUGUCCUCUAACCAGCGAGGUAAAAGAUAUCUCAAAGUUCCAUGUGUUUUUUAGUUGUGUUAGUUUCAACAGCAUGUACAACAGAGUCGAUAUUAGUGAUGUAUUGCUACUCAAAACAACAACGUUUCUGGUGCUUGUGCAGUUUAUAUGGUGCUUGUUUAAACAAAUACAAGUAAUAUGAUUAUUGUGGCAGAUGUUUGUGGAUAUUGCACAUUUUAUGUUUAGGUUUUCAAUUUAUCCCAAACUGUUUCUGCAUAUUAGUUAUUGAUUUGGACAGGUUAAAACUGUGGUUUGACAUCGGGAUAUCCCACCUAGCAAAAUGUAAUUGAAAAGAUGUUGAAAAGAAGACUAUGCCCGAUAUAUGUAUUUUCGGGUCGUUUUUUCAGUGACUUGAAAAUAACAAUUUCAACUUACUUGCAGGUAGCCUAGUGGUUAGAGCUUUGGGUCGUCAUUGUAAGCCAGAAUUAGUUCUUAACUGACUUAUUUACAUUGACGGCCUACCAGGGUAUAAUAAAUUGGUCUAUAAUCAAUUUUAUUAACAAUCGUACAUUACUCCAGUAUUUAUUGACAACGCUCAAGUGCUAAUUGUCUUUAUUCCACUACUGAUGAAGCAUGACUCAAAUCACCUCAUAUUUCAAACAUCCAGCCUGACAAAACAUAUAUGUUUUAUUAUUCCAUGCCUCACCAUCAAGUUAAUUAUUGCCAAUUGUGCUGACAUCCUGUUAGAAGGUAACAGAUUAUUUUAUUACAAUGGUUAAAUUGGAUUUUAAUUGUGUUCAAUGGUGUUAUUUGCCCCCUAGUGGAUGUUUCUGCUACUUAGAAUGACUACCAAACUGGAAGUAGAGAAUUUGUUCUGCACGCAUAGAAGCAGCUACAAACAACGCUACGGUGCAGGUCUUUCAAUGUAGUUAUGUCUUGUCACGCUUCAGCCUUGGAAAAUAUUUGUAAGUUCGAUUCAAGCAUUUAGCUAAUGAUGAUAAUCUUGUCAUUGAUAGAGUCGCUUACAUAUCAAUGUUGGUUGGUUGCAUUUACUCACAAAUUGCAAUGCCUUUCAUGUAUGUCGUUAGCUGUAUUAAUUUGCUCGUGCGUCAUGCAAACGAAUUGUAAAAUAUACAAUACUGUAGUUUUGUUACUGUUUCUAGUGUAAUAUGCUUUGUUAUUCUACAUAAAUAGUUGUACAUUAUUAGAGUAAUGAAAGGAGCCAAUUACCAUAUGAGUAACAAUAAGCUAUAUGGUUUGGCAUCAUGCCAGAUGCAUGGUACCUUAGCACGUGCUUUGUAUUUAUGCAACUUCAGAUGUAUAAUGUACAGCUACAGUAUGUCGGUGUGAAUUGAAUACUAAAGUAUAUUCUUUUCUGUAUUUUGCAGUUUCACAACAUAAACAUUUUCAAUAUAUUAAUUCAAGAAAAGUCACGCCUUGGGAGUUUUAUUGAAGACUUAGUUGUUAGCUAUCUGUCUAGUUUUGCAUGGGAACGCAACUCAAGGGCAGAAUACCAAUACAUAUUAACAAAGGGGUGUACAUUUGGUUUUGAUAUUUCAUAUUUACAAUUAUGUAAGAUUUAGUAAUCAUAGUUAUUCAUGCAACCAACUUAAAAAUUUUGGGUACAAUUAUAUUGACAUUGUUACCCUGCUUUUAUAUCCAACAACAUGCCUAUCGAGUGAACCCUGAGAAGAGAGAGAAGCUCCGCAGUGAGGUGGAAAGUUACUACGGAUAUCGCAGGAGUUUCUUCUUGAAAUCAGAUAUGUCUGUGAUCGUUUCCGGGGAUUGGUAUGGCAAAUACCUUACGAUUUGCCUGGACUGAAAAGGAGAUGGAGCCGUGGAGUAGAGAGACGUUUGGAAGAACCAUUUUGAUGGGAUACCUCAGGAUAGAGGUGAAGGAAGUGCUCUGCCUUCAAGGGAACCCGAUUGAGAAGGCUUUCGAUGUGACGUUUCAAAAAGAAGAAAAACAUGACGAAGUGAUGAAGAUGGCAAAGGAAGCGGAGAAAACGGGACCCCUGUGCCAUUAUGCGGUGACCAGCCUGGCGAAGAACAACUUCAGGGUGGUCACCGUAACCAUGUACAAUCUGCAUGUGAAGGAUGAAGAGGUGAGGGCCUUUCUGGGGAGAUAUAUGGACAAUGUCUCCUCAGCGAGGUACCUCAGGGACUCCCUGGGUUUCCAGGCGUUACUCAGGGAGUCCCCGAAGAGUGUGGAUGGCUACCUCCAUCCUCCGGCGAUGUUCUCCCUGGGGGCUGACAGGGGAACACUCUACUAUGCACGUCAGCCCCCGUUCUGCAGGCGUUGUAUGGCCUUUGUUCAUACCCUGGCCUCGUGCAGUAACAAGAAAUGUCGGUUUUGUGGGUCGGAAGAGCACGAGGCCAGGGACUGUGACGAGCCCAAGGCUUGCCACGGAUGUGGCUCCAGAGAACACCUGUGGCGUGAUUGCCCGGCUCGUCACAGGUCAUACGCGUC